GGUAUUAAAAUUUAUGUCGAAUCCUAAUGAAAACCAAAAAAAUGCCUUGUGUUCCCAUUUUGGUUGAGAAGCAAAGCAGACUGGAUGAUCAAAUUAUUAAAAGUUAGAUAUGAGCAGAAGGAAAGAGAAGAAAAAGGUAUUUUAGUAUGAAAAUUAUGUUGAUUAUGCCUAAGGUUAUGAGAAAAUAAGUGAAAAAAAGGUAGAAUAGUGAAGAAAAGAUUUUAAACAUUAAAUCCUUUUGAAAAAUUCAAUACUAUUAC
Molecule: messenger RNA, 260 nt
Organism: Paramecium sonneborni
Lineage: Eukaryota; Ciliophora; Oligohymenophorea; Peniculida; Parameciidae
Source: the annotation of a GenBank genome assembly